Molecule: messenger RNA, 351 nt
Organism: Aspergillus niger
Lineage: Eukaryota; Fungi; Ascomycota; Eurotiomycetes; Eurotiales; Aspergillaceae
Exons: 2
Coding region: 1-351 (116 amino acids)
Source: RefSeq, a predicted model, not a curated record
AUGCUCAUCUUCCUCGGCAAACUAAACUACCCCCCCUACGCCACGAACGAGCUCUUCGCCGUCAUAUUCAGCAACAACAUGCAACAAGGCGAGAAAGUAGCCGUGAUCCUCCAAUGGACUAGAGAUGGGGCUGGUCAGCCAAAAGCCAAUUCCUUUGCGCAGGGGACUGUCGAUAAGGCGAUUAUCACGUCGACCGGGGAGAAGGAGAUUGAGUUCUUUUAUGGGGAUAGGGAGACGACUUAUUACUGGUAUUUUAAAUUGCCUUUCUUCUGGGCUAGUUGCCUUGGAUUCGAUGAGUGCGUUACUGAUGUUUGGGGGACCACAGAACUUCUCAGCUUCCUUUCUAUCUGA